This is a messenger RNA of Nilaparvata lugens (brown planthopper), 1296 nucleotides long. It is a transcript of the gene Nelf-E, whose product is annotated as negative elongation factor E. NCBI's taxonomy places the organism in Eukaryota, Metazoa, Arthropoda, Insecta, Hemiptera, Delphacidae. Gene Ontology annotation, biological process: negative regulation of transcription elongation by RNA polymerase II. The transcript is spliced from 6 exons. The record is from RefSeq and is a predicted model, not a curated record. Bases 343 to 1215 code for a protein of 290 amino acids. Gene Ontology annotation, molecular function: RNA binding. Gene Ontology annotation, cellular component: NELF complex.
AACACAGACAGGAGACAGCUGAUUAACAUUGAUAUUGACAGAGUUUUGUUGUUGUUGAUGUAUAAUCAAUAAAAAGUUUAAGGUUAUACUUUUUGUAAUAAUAUCAUUUUUAAUUUGAUGUUAAAUAUUUUUCUUAGAUUUUGAGUAAAUAACACUUUUUGCAUUACAUUAAGACUCUUUUAAUGUUUCACAUUAAAUCAGCUAGUUUUAAAAAAGUACAAUACUUCCCAUGUACUGUAUCUCUAUUUUCAUAAAAUUUCAAAAUUGCUUGAAUAAUAAUUAUUAGAUAGUUUAUUCAAUUUUAUCUUAGGUAUUGCAGACAUUUCAAACGUAUAAACUACAAUGGUUUAUUUACACUUUCCAAACCAUCACACAGAAGAGGAAUUAAUGCUUCAGGCUAAAUAUCAUAAACUGAAGAGAAAGAAAAAAGCUUUGCAAGCGUUGAAGUCACCUCGAGUGGAGACAGAGAGGACGCCAACAGCUCUUAGUAAGAGACCGAUUGAGGCGAGAGAUGCACGUGAGGUGGCCAAGAAACUGAUCAAGUCUGGAGCGAUUCCAGCAAUUGCCAAAACACCGAAGCGUCCAGAGCAGGCCGGAUUCAAGCGGCCGCGUGGCCUUGAAAAGAAGUUAUCGGGCAGCGAACGAAUGGUCAGCGGUUUCCAACCGUUUUCAGCCACUCAACCCGAGGAUCAAGAGGCGGAUGUGCGUCCACGUGUCAAGAACUUGUACGAGUCCAUGAUGAGCGCCCGUGACAAGGAGGAGGGAAGAGCGAAUGAGAAAGUGAAGGAGCCUGGCAAACCAGACAAGCCUCGACAAGGAAACACAAUCUUCGUUUCGGGAUCAUUUGCACCCGGCUCGAAUAUCACCGAGGAUCUACUCAAAAAAGCAUUCCAGCCCUGUGGCAACAUUGUCAACAUUUCCAUGGAAGUUGAGAAGAAUCGAGGAUUUGUAACGUUUGAUAAGACUGAUGCUGCUGAACGAGCUAUUGCUGAGGUUAAUGGCAGCAUGGUGUCUGGAGUGCCCCUGAAAGUGACUCUUGCAAGGCGACAGGUUGUUAUAGAGCCAAUCAAUGACGUGUCUUCCUCGUCCGCCUGGUGUACAAUAGCGGCCAACAGUUCACAAAAAGGAGGUCACAAAGAUAAACGUGCUUUGGUCUCGUACGAGAAUGAUCCGUUUGAGGGAGGAGAGGUUAUUGAAGAAGCGGAGGAAUUCUAGAUAUUAUGAUUUUUAUGUCUGUUUAUACAACCUGAUGUGUUAGAAUGCGUUACUUAGUGAUUAAACUAUUUCUACAAUUCA